Messenger RNA from Plenodomus lingam JN3, 444 nucleotides. RefSeq lists its product as uncharacterized. NCBI's taxonomy places the organism in Eukaryota, Fungi, Ascomycota, Dothideomycetes, Pleosporales, Leptosphaeriaceae. The record is from RefSeq and is a predicted model, not a curated record.
AUGGGCGGCAGACUCUCCAUGCCCAAAGGCCCAGACGGCAUCAGCGAAACCUCGAAACCCACGUCAGCCAGUGCGACCGCCCGGCUCAGCAGAAACAAGGGCAUCAUCAAUGGCCGUACGGUCAUGGCUCCGCUCGCCGCUCUCACAAUGGCUGGCCUCCUCUUCGUCUACGCCCGCACCUCGAUCCGCGCCGCCAAACUCAACGCACAGAAGCACCGCGAAGCAGAUGGCGGGCAAAUUAGCUGGCAUAAAGAGAGUCUCAGGCGACAUGGGCAGUUGGACAAGGUGGAGGAUGAUCGAGGGACUUUGAAGGAAGCGCUAAUGGGUGAUAUACAGGGCAGGAAGAAGAGGGAGAGGAAGGAGGGGGCCGGCGAGGAAACGAAGGCGCCGGUAGAGAGGUCGGAGAAUGACCAGGAGCUGAGGAAUAUGCUAGGCAAGAAAUGA